CUACAGAAAAAUGGCAUAUAAAAGAGUGGAAGAGCCUCGAUGAGCCUCCCAGCUCCAUCAGCCUCCUAUCUAGCAUCAGAAGUUUCACGAUCAUCUCACGAUCAUUAUGGUGUCCUCAUUCGCUAUCAAGGCCAUAGUUGCCUUUCUCGCCUCCUCGGCAUCUGCUCAGCUCAUUGGCAAGGAGCAGACCGAGACCCACCCUAAGAUGACAUGGCAGCGAUGCACUGGCAAAGGUGGAAACAGCUGCACCAAUGUCAACGGAGAGGUCGUUAUUGACGCCAAUUGGCGAUGGCUCCAUGUCAAGAAUGGCUACGACAACUGCUACGACGGUAACAAGUGGAACACCACUGCUUGCCCAGACAACAAGACCUGCCUCCAGAACUGUGCCAUUGAGGGUGCUGACUACAGCGGAACAUACGGUGUCACCACUUCUGGCAACCAACUCAGCCUCAAGUUCGUUACGAAGGGUCAAUAUUCUACCAACAUUGGCUCGCGCAUGUACCUCAUGAAGAACGCCGACUCUUAUGAGAUGUUCAAGCUCAUCGGCAACGAGUUCACUUUCGAUGUCGAUCUAUCUGCUCUCCCCUGCGGUCUCAACGGAGCUUUGUACUUCGUCUCUAUGCCCGAAAAGGGCUUUGGCACACCAGGAGCCAAGUACGGAACUGGAUACUGCGAUGCCCAAUGUGCACGUGACUUGAAGUACAUCAACGGCGAAGCCAAUGCUGAAGGCUGGGAGCCAUCGUCGAACGACCAGAACGCUGGCGUCGGCAAGCGCGGUGCCUGCUGCACUGAGAUGGACGUCUGGGAGGCCAACUCCGUCUCCACCGCAUUGACUCCUCACUCCUGCCAACCCGAGAAGUAUUCUGUCUGCGAAGAUACCAAGUGCGGCGGAACAUACUCUCUUGAUCGUUAUGCUGGAAGCUGUGAUGCCAACGGCUGCGACUUCAACCCCUUCCGCGUGGGUGUUAAGGACUUCUACGGCAAGGGCAAGACCGUCGACACAUCCAAGAAGAUGACCGUCGUCACCCAAUUCAUCGGCUCUGGAAGCUCCCUCACCGAGCUCAAGCGCUUCUACGUCCAGGGCGGCAAGGUCAUCUCCAACCCCGAGCCUAAGGUUGAGGGCAUGACCGGCAACACCAUCACCCAGAAGUGGUGCGACACCCAGCAGAAGGUGUUCCAGGAGGAGGUCUACCCCUUCAACAAAUUCGGCGGAAUGGCCAGCAUGGGCAAGGGUAUGGACCUCGGAAUGGUCCUCGUCAUGUCUCUCUGGGAUGACCACUACGCCAACAUGCUCUGGCUCGACUCCAACUACCCCACCGACGCCGACCCGAACAAGCCCGGCGUUGCACGUGGCGAAUGCGACAUCUCAUCUGGCGUUCCCGCCGAUGUCGAAUCCCAACACGCCGAUGCCAAGGUCGUGUUCUCGAACAUCAAGUUCGGCCCCAUUGGUUCCACUUUCGCCCAGCCCGCGUAAAGUCCCCAAUCAAAGAUUUCGGAUAGAUCGACGAGCGUCUAGAAUGAUUGAUAGUUCGGCAAGUAGGAUCAGGGA
This is a messenger RNA of Aaosphaeria arxii CBS 175.79, 1549 nucleotides long. RefSeq names its product glycoside hydrolase family 7 protein. The record is from RefSeq and is a predicted model, not a curated record. NCBI's taxonomy places the organism in Eukaryota, Fungi, Ascomycota, Dothideomycetes, Pleosporales. The coding region runs from base 107 to 1474 and encodes 455 amino acids. Gene Ontology annotation, molecular function: hydrolase activity, hydrolyzing O-glycosyl compounds. The transcript has 4 exons. Gene Ontology annotation, biological process: carbohydrate metabolic process.